Molecule: messenger RNA, 2817 nt
Organism: Mus musculus (house mouse)
Lineage: Eukaryota; Metazoa; Chordata; Mammalia; Rodentia; Muridae
Gene: Smarcd2
Product: SWI/SNF related, matrix associated, actin dependent regulator of chromatin, subfamily d, member 2
Exons: 13
Coding region: 277-1932 (551 amino acids)
Biological process (GO): chromatin remodeling
Cellular component (GO): nucleoplasm; nucleus; npBAF complex
Molecular function (GO): ATP-dependent chromatin remodeler activity
Source: RefSeq, a predicted model, not a curated record
UGGGUAACUGGACUCCGGCGAUCAAACCUCCGGAGGCCGGGAGAGGCCUGCGGGCUCGCGGCACAUCCCGGAUCUGGAGUAUCCCUGGCAGGAGCGGAGUCAGAGGGGCCGCGGGAUCCUAAAGCCGGGCUGCAAAGAACUUGCGAACUUGGAGUAGAAGAUCCCGGAACCCGGUAGUAAAAUCGGGAAGUCCCGGAUCGCGGAACGUAGCUCGCGGAGCGGACUCAACACGGAGACCGGAGGCCGGAUCGCUGCACCGCGGGACGGGACAGAGUGAUGUCCGGCCGUGGCGCGGGCGGGUUCCCGCUGCCUCCGCUGAGCCCCGGCGGCGGCGCCGUUGCCGCGGCCCUUGGUGCGCCGCCUCCGCCUGCGGGACCCGGAAUGCUGCCCAGCCCGGCGCUCAGGGGCCCGGGGCCUUCUGGAGGCAUGGGGGUACCGGGGGCCGCCGCCUUCCGCCCCAUGGGCCCCGCUGGCCCCGCGGCGCAGUACCAGGUGAGGAGGGCAGGCGAGCGGCGCCGCGAGGGCGCUGUGUCGGUCUCCCUGGGGCCUCAGCGUCCUGGCAUGUCACCAGGAAGCAGGAUGCCCAUGGCUGGCUUGCAGGUGGGACCUCCUGCCGGUUCCCCAUUUGGCACAGCUGCUCCGCUCCGACCUGGCAUGCCACCUACCAUGAUGGAUCCAUUCCGAAAACGCCUGCUUGUGCCUCAGGCCCAGCCCCCGAUGCCUGCCCAGCGCCGAGGGUUAAAGAGGAGGAAGAUGGCAGAUAAGGUUCUACCUCAGCGAAUCCGGGAGCUUGUCCCAGAGUCUCAGGCAUACAUGGAUCUUUUAGCUUUCGAGAGGAAGCUGGACCAGACCAUCGCUCGCAAGCGGAUGGAGAUUCAAGAGGCCAUCAAGAAGCCUCUGACGCAAAAGCGAAAACUUCGGAUCUAUAUUUCCAAUACAUUCAGCCCCAGCAAGGCGGAUGGAGAUAAUGCGGGAACUGCGGGGACCCCUGGGGGAACCCCGGCAGCAGACAAGGUGGCCUCCUGGGAGCUUCGAGUAGAGGGGAAACUGCUGGAUGAUCCUAGCAAACAGAAGAGGAAGUUCUCAUCAUUCUUUAAGAGCCUUGUGAUUGAGUUGGACAAGGAACUCUAUGGGCCGGACAACCAUCUGGUGGAGUGGCAUCGGAUGCCCACCACACAGGAAACAGAUGGCUUUCAGGUGAAACGGCCAGGAGAUCUCAAUGUCAAGUGCACCCUUCUGCUCAUGCUGGAUCAUCAGCCUCCUCAGUAUAAACUGGACCCCCGCCUGGCGAGGUUGCUGGGAGUGCACACACAGACCAGGGCGGCAAUCAUGCAGGCACUGUGGCUUUACAUCAAACACAACCAGCUGCAGGACGGCCAUGAGCGCGAGUACAUCAACUGCAAUCGUUACUUCCGCCAGAUCUUCAGUUGUGGCCGACUCCGUUUCUCCGAGAUUCCCAUGAAGCUGGCUGGAUUGCUGCAGCAUCCAGACCCCAUUGUUAUUAAUCAUGUCAUUAGUGUGGAUCCUAAUGACCAAAAGAAGACAGCCUGCUAUGACAUUGAUGUAGAGGUUGAUGACCCACUGAAGGCCCAGAUGAGCAACUUCCUGGCCUCUACCACCAACCAGCAGGAGAUUGCUUCUCUUGACGUCAAGAUCCAUGAGACCAUUGAGUCCAUCAACCAGCUAAAGACCCAGAGGGAUUUCAUGCUCAGCUUUAGCACCGAGCCCCAGGACUUCAUCCAGGAGUGGCUCCGUUCCCAACGCCGAGACCUCAAGAUCAUCACAGAUGUGAUUGGAAACCCUGAGGAGGAGAGACGAGCUGCUUUCUACCACCAGCCCUGGGCUCAGGAAGCAGUGGGGAGGCACAUCUUUGCCAAGGUGCAGCAGCGAAGGCAGGAACUGGAACAGGUGCUGGGAAUUCGCCUGACCUAACUGCUCAGGGAUUGCCUCCUUCCUUCCUCCCCUGCCCUGGAUGGAACCUGGCAAGAGCCCGUCCUCUGGGUUCUGGCUUGGGCUGCAGACAUGUAGGAUGGAGUGAGGUGUGUUUCCUGUCACCCUCCACUCCCCAGCUUUAGUUUCAUAAAUGUAGUUUUAGAUCCCUCACUGCUUGGUUCCCAAAGCCUUAUUACUGACCUUUUAGCGCUGGCUUUAAUUGGGUUUGCAAUGAGCGGCCUCAGCCCCCUGCAGGCAGGCAGGCCUGAGUAGGAGGCUGGAGGCUGUGCUUUAACUUUGUACCAGACAUUUCCAAACCAAAGGCUGCUGGGUUUGCAUGUUUACAGGCUCCACCCUAGGGCCAGUGCCAGAGCUGGCUUUGGGGAGCUGGGCAAGGAAGAGAAGGCCCUAGACUCUUCCUGGCCUUUCUAACCAAAGUUUUUUGCCAUUCCUACAAGCCCAGUCUUGCUGCUGGUUUGUCCUUCUUUUUGGGUAUUUGCACUAUUUGGGGAGCAGGUUUUUCUAUGUGGGAGCCACUUUUUUGUACAGAGGUAAUGGGGUUUUUCAGGGAGCCCACUUGGUGCCUCCUUCUUCCUUUCUUUUCUUAAUCUAUGCAAGCGGCUGCAGCCGCCAUCAUCUCCUGGUAUGCCACAAGGCUGCCCACCCAUAGCUGCUUGGGCAGGGGGAGGUGGAAUCUCCUGAGAGUGGCAAUGCCAGUUCUCUAACCCAGUUACAGCAGGGGUGUGUGUGCGUGCGUGCGUGCGUGCUGCAGGGGAAGGGGAAAGCUGGAGGACUGCUGUUACCUUUUGCAGUCGGUCUUAAAGAGGAUGGGCCUAAGGCUUGGCAAACUUGGAAAAUUCCAAAUAAAUCUUUUUGUUUAUUGGU